GUGUGUUUUUUAAAGAUGGCCGGAGCGGUGGCGGCGGUGGCCGCGGGAGCAGUAGCGGGAGCUGCCGCGGCAGCCGUGUCGGUGGCGGCUCCGGGCCGGGCCUCGGUGCCCCCGCCGCCCCCGCCGGUGUACUGUGUGUGCCGGCAGCCGUACGACGUGAACCGCUUCAUGAUCGAGUGCGAUAUCUGCAAGGACUGGUUCCACGGCAGCUGUGUUGGAGUAGAAGAACAUCAUGCUGUUGACAUUGACCUGUAUCACUGUCCCAACUGUGCAGUUCUACAUGGUUCUUCUUUGAUGAAAAAGAGGAGGAACUGGCACAGGCAUGACUACACAGAAAUUGACGAUGGUUCCAAACCAGUGCAAGCUGGAACUAGAACUUUUGUGAAGGAAUUACGUUCUCGAGUCUUCCCAAGUGCCGAUGAGAUUAUUGUGAAAAUGCAUGGCAGCCAGCUGACACAGAGAUAUCUGGAGAAACAUGGAUUUGAAGUCCCUAUUAUGGUCCCCAAGUUAGAUGACCUAGGACUCAGGCUCCCUGCAGCUACUUUUUCUGUUAUGGAUGUGGAACGUCAUGUAGGUGGUGACAAAGUGAUAGAUGUCAUUGAUGUGGCAAGGCAGGCAGACAGCAAAAUGACACUUCACAAUUAUGUUAAAUACUUCAUGAAUCCUAACAGACCAAAAGUGUUAAAUGUGAUCAGCCUUGAAUUUUCAGAUACAAAGAUGUCUGAAUUGGUGGAGGUCCCUGACAUAGCCAGAAAACUUUCCUGGGUGGAAAAUUAUUGGCCAGAUGAUUCAGUCUUUCCCAAGCCAUUUGUUCAGAAAUACUGCUUAAUGGGAGUUCAAGACAGCUACACAGAUUUCCACAUUGACUUUGGUGGAACUUCAGUUUGGUACCAUGUCCUCUGGGGUGAGAAGAUUUUUUAUUUGAUAAAGCCAACAGAUGAAAAUUUGGCACUCUAUGAAUCUUGGAGUUCAUCUGUGACCCAGAGUGAGGUGUUCUUUGGAGAUAAGGUGGAUAAAUGCUACAAAUGUGUGGUAAAGCAGGGACAUACUUUAUUUGUUCCUACAGGGUGGAUUCAUGCUGUGCUCACUUCUCAGGACUGUAUGGCUUUUGGGGGGAACUUUCUGCACAACCUUAAUAUUGGCAUGCAGCUCAGGUGUUAUGAGAUGGAAAAAAGGCUGAAAACACCAGAUCUUUUCAAAUUCCCUUUCUUUGAAGCCAUAUGUUGGUUUGUAGCCAAAAACUUGCUGGAAACCCUGAAAGAACUGAGAGAAGAUGGUUUCCAGCCUCAAACUUACCUAGUACAGGGCGUGAAAGCCCUGCAUACUGCUUUAAAAUUGUGGAUGAAGAAAGAGCUUGUAUCCGAACAUGCCUUUGAAAUUCCAGACAAUGUUAGACCUGGACAUCUUAUUAAAGAACUUUCUAAAGUAAUUCGAGCAAUAGAGGAGGAAAACGGCAAGCCAGUUAAAUCUCAGGGAAUUCCUACUGUGUGUCCAGUUUCACGAUCCUCAAAUGAAGCAACUUCCCCAUACCAUUCCCGACGAAAGAUGAGGAAACUUCGAGAUCACAGUGUCCGAACUCCUUCUAACCUGGACAUCCUAGAGCUCCACACGAGGGAGGUCCUCAGAAGAUUAGAGAUGUGUCCAUGGGAAGAGGACAUCUUGAGCUCUAAACUGAAUGGCAAAUUCAACAAACAUCUCCAGCCAUCUUCUACCGUACCUGAGUGGAGAGCGAAAGAUAACGAUCUACGAUUACUGCUGACAAAUGGAAGAAUAAUUAAAGACGAGAGACAGCUCUUCGCAGAUCAGAGUCUUUAUACAGUAGACAGUGAAAAUGAAGAGGAUAAGAGAAGGACAAAAAAGACAAAAAUGAAGAUAGAAGAGAGUUCAGGAAUAGAAGCUGGGGAGAAUGAAGAAUCUCAAAAACCACUUAACAGGUUUUUUACAAGUGUGAAAUCAGAACUCAGGAAUCGAUCAUCAGAAUAUUCUGAUAUUUCUGAUUCGGAAGACUCUGGACCUGAUUGCACUGCACUGAAAAAUAAUUUCACCACUGAAGAGUCAGAAAGUUCAGGAGAUGAAAAGAAACAAAAAAUAACAUCAAACUUUAAGGCGGAAUCUAAUGUGACGAGGAACUUACUUCAAAAGAACCGGAAGACAUCUAGAAGUGAGAUUCUAGUUAAAAGGGAAUGUCCUACCUCGACGAGCACAGAGGAAGAAGCUAUUCAGGGCAUGCUGUCCAUGGCAGGCUUGCACUAUUCCACGUGUUUACAAAGGCAGGUACAGAGCACAGGCUGCAGCAGUGGAAGAAACUCUCUCCAGGAUCCCAGCAGCUGCCACAGCAGUAACCACGAGGUUAGGCAGCUGUAUCGCUAUGAUAAACCAGUGGAAUGUGGAUACCAUGUCAAGACUGAAGAUCAGGACCUGAGGAGCUCUUCCUGGAUUAAACAAUUCGAUACAGCUUCCAGAUUUAAUCUUCAGGAUCUAAGUAGAGGCCAUAAAUGCAUCAAAAAGGAAGGUUCAUCGGAAAUCAGUCAAAAGGUACAAAGCAGGAAUUCUGUGGACAGCAGUGGCUCAAGCCCUCAGAAUGGAAAGUACACGCAGAACUCAAGCUUGGUUUCGGGAGCAUGCCAGAUAAGGAAUGGCAGUGCAAGCCCGGAAAGGCCAGUUGGUGAAACUUCCUUUUCAGUGCCCCUGCACCCCACUAAGAGACCUGCAUCAAACCCACCACCUAUCAGCAACCAGGCAACAAAAGGUAAACGUCCAAAAAAGGGAAUGGCGACGGCCAAACAGCGUCUUGGGAAGAUCCUUAAGUUGAACAGAAAUGGCCAUGCACGUUUUUUUGUGUGACGGAGCUGCUUUGGGGCCACUCUUACCUUUGGAGACCAGUCUCGGGGUGGGGGAGCCCGGGGCCCGCCGUGCAUGUCCAGCGGAGAACAACGUGAACUGCCUGGAGAACAACACGAACCUGAUGCUGCAUUUUCACUGUGCCACACCCACUCAGCAAUAACCAUUUUGGACCUGGUGGGGGAGAGGAAGAAGGAGGGUAGAACCUUAAAAGGAGACCUUGAACUGAAAAGGGUCUCUUGUCAGGGCUUGAAUUUCAUUUUAUUGGUAGUGUCUUGAUUUAUUUUCAGUGGUAGGGUAAAGAAUUAUCAAUAAUUUAUUUAACAGAUUUUUUUUUAAAAAAAGUUAACAGCUUUUAAAUUCUUUCUUUUUUAAAGCUAUUUAUUUGGAAGAUUUCUGGAGAAAUAUCUCAUUAAUUUAGAUUUAAGAAUGUGAAGGUUUUUAAAUUAUUUUUGAUAGUGUGUGUGUUACAUGUGGGGAAAGAGCCACAGUAACAGUAACUAGUCUGGACUCUUAAAUUUGAUAUUCAGGUUAAAGUCUUAAACAGGGAUUUGAUGCAUUAAUUAUUUUAAAUUAAGAUGUAUAUGAAAAUCAUUUUAUUUUAUAUAUUUCAUGUUUUUUAUAAGCUAUUAGCUUCGCUUUUGCUAACAUCCAAGGUGCAUACUGUUAUCCAGGUUGAUGACCUUAUAUCCCACCCCCCUCUGCACUCUGACAUUUGUGACGACACAACAAGAAUCUUCUCUUUGCAGGGAAACAUUUUCAUAGCCAAUGUGUUAGAACUACGUAAAAGACCCCACAUUUCCCAUUUCGUUUGACAUUGCGAUUUUCUUAUAAAUAUGAAAGGCUUCUUGCAUUUUCAUUUUUGCUGAUGACCUGGGUCCCAAAGAGAACAGCUUUAAUAUCUUUUUCCUAUUUAUGGGAAAAGUAUUAUAAGUUUGGUUAAAUUGUCAUAUUUCUAGUUUUUCAAAUGCAUUUGUAACUACAGAGGGCCUUCUUCAUACUGCUGGUGUUGGCAUGUAGGACAAACACCUGCCGCAAAGGUUAUAUUUUAUGACGCUUUUAUUCUGUGUACCCAGUUUGUUGGAAAAUAAGAUUUGACUUAGUCUGUUCAACUCUGCAUAAUAAGCCGUAAUAUAAUAGGACUAUACUAUAUUAAUUGUGUAGAAGCAAGCAUGUUGGAGUAGAUCUUUUGCAGUGUGUGUGUGUGUGUGUGUGUUUUGUUUUGUUAUUUCUUAACCUUCUAAAGAAUUAUUUAAGACAUGGAUUUGGAGUAAAAGGGGUGCUUCUUGCAGUUUCUUCCAUCUGUCCUACCUUAGCCAGUGCAUAUUGAGGUUAAGUAUCUGAUUGAGCUUUAAAGUAAUCAUGUAUCUCUUUUAUGCACAAUUUUUACUAAAUGCCAGUUGCUAAUAAUAGCUAAUAUUUUUUCUUUUUUUUCUCCCAUGGCUUAAAAAUAAGUGGUUUUGGGGGAAGGGAUAUUUCCAAUUCUGACAGGAGAGCAUUUUACAAGUUCCUACAAAGAAAAUACAGUGAAUAAGAUCAAAUUUAUUUUUAUGGAGAAGAAAUAUGGCCAUAUUAUGGAUAGCCUUUUUUUUAUUUUUAUUUUUACUCAACAAGGUAGCAGGACUCCCUUCUAUAUUAAGUAUCAUGUGUAGUGCUAAGAAAAAAAAAGCUAUGCCAUCAUCUUUCAUGAUUGCAUUCAAGUGUGUAUUUUCAAAGAGAUGUUUCUUACUCUGUCUCUAUUCCAAUAUUUCAUGGAGUUAAUGUGAAAUAGCUUAUGAAUUAGCCUUUUUGGUCCAAGUGACUGGAUGAAAGUCUGGAUCAUAUCUGGUGUCAGGAGGAAUUUUAUGGAAAUACUAAAUGUCUAUAAGUGUCCUACUUAAAACUCUCUACACGAUGCCAAAACUAGUUAGGAGAUGGGCGCCGUCAGUCGUAUGAUGGGUGAUUGGUUCUCAAAAUGUAAAAAUCUUGGUGUGACAGAUUCUGCCGUCUUCCCUACACAAUAUAUUACUGUGGUGUUUUGGUUUUCUCUAGACACCAUAUUAAUGUUUUUAGAACAUGUUUUUGUUUGGGUUUAAGAUAUAAGAGCUAUAAUUAUUUUUCCAUUACAUCAUAAUCUGGGUUCUUUUUUUGUUUUCUUUACAUUUUCACAGCUCUAAGUGUUUUUAAUUACCUGAGUUUUUUUCUUUAGCUAUACAAAUUAAAAUAAACCUAUUUAUUUUUUAUGAAUUAAAAUUGUGGCCAGUAUCCACCCUGUGUACAUAGGCUGGUAAAUACUAAUUUUAAGUAGACAGUAUGUGGAACUUUUAAGUGAAGGUACUGUGGAAUCAUUUCUGGCGAUUUUAGCCCAUUAACUGGCUAUGUUAAAAAAAAACACACCAAAACUUUCAGUGAGGUAAUAAAUAUAACCACUAAAACAGAACACAUGUAUCUUCUUUUGAAUUGGUACCAAUUCAGCCACUGACCCAGUGACUUCCCCAGUCUUAUAAAGUUACUGGCUCUGAUGCAGCCCCUUUAUCUCAGGCAAAUGACUGCAGCCAGUAUCUGGACUCAGCUGUACUAGACAACCUUUGUCUUUCCCUCUCUCUAGUUUAUAAACAAUAUUACUGCACAGAUACUGCAGCGUAGGAAGACAGCAGUGGUGGCAGGUAGCUAGUUAUAGGCGAACACAAAUAUGUAAAGCAGAAUUAUGAUUCAACGUAUGCAAUUUUAAUUGUAGUAGUAGAUGAGUUUCCUAUAUUGAUUCAAAUAAGUAACUUCUGUUAACCUAGUAUUCACUGUACUGUAAUUCAUAAUGUAACAUAAUAUAGUGCUCUCCAGUAUUGAUUAGUGAGUAAACAGUACAAAGCUGGCAUUUAUAAUAGUUUGGUAUUCUAGAAACGCAUUGAACUUUUAUAAGCAUCAGUUAAUUUUUAAAGCAUACAAAACUGAAAAUUCUGACUGAAAUCAUCUUAUAAGCUCAGAGAGAAAACAAACCCAUCUUUAUUACUACUUAAAUACUUAGCUUGAAUACUGUUCUGUUUUGUAAUAAUCCCAAUUAUUGCUUUUUUAAUGAACUCUACUGUAUUUAUUCUUAUGAGAUCAGCAGGUAUUUAUCAAACACCUACUGUGUGCUCAGCACUACUUAGUACUUUGGGGAAGUACAAAGUUGAAGUGUGGUCUCUGCCCUUGAAGGUAUCUUCUCCAGGAAAUAAGCAGUAUUAUUUUUACUUCUAAGCAAACUUAAGCAAAAGAGGGCCCAUUUAUUUAAAAAAGCAUAACUUCAUUCAUUUCAACUGAGAUAUACUAUACUAUGUAGAAGUGGAAAUAACAUUUUUUAAUUUUUAAAAAUAUUUCAGAAAUUAAUUUAAUGUUUGCAAUAAAAGAUCAUGGUUUAACAUGGAAGGGAAUAGAAGACCUGCAUUUUGUCCACGUUCUGCCAUUUUUUAUAUCAGCUGUGUGACCUUGAAAAAGUCACUUAUUCUUUCUGAGUCUUAGUUUUCUCAUUUGUUAGUUUGGAUAAAAAUGUAGUUAAGAAAACAUAGAAAAGCAUUUAACACUUCAUACUUGCAGUUAAUUUAUCAUAAUUUAAGCUGCAACUGAUCAUUAAUGAGUGCACAUUUACAAGCAUUUUUAAACUAAAACUGUUAUUACUCAUAAAAUUUAGUUUUAUUUCAAAUCUGUGCCCAGAGCACGCUACCUAAAAAACCUGAAGAAUCUCUAACAAGGUGCUGAAUUAAAAUCCAAAUUAGUGCUUGAAGUGAAAGAAAAAGUGAAAUAGUUUAUGGAUAAGAGUGAUAAUGUUUAUCCUCAAGUAAGUAAUGUUUAUUCUCAAGUAAUCAUUAAGAUGACUUAAGGUCAUUGAAAGAUAGUUUUAAGUUUUUCUCAAAGAGGAAUUUGGAUGGUACUGCUCCACAGAGUCUGCUUACUCUCUAGGCACUAGACAAAGGUAAGAUAAGUCAUGGAAUUAAAAGGAUUUAGCAACAACCUGUGGAAACGGGGUAAAAUAAGGUGGUUCCAAAGAUGGGAAUCAACAAAGACAGCUCGGAGUUGGCUAAUGACAGCUGGUUGGGUAGAGAGACAGUGUAGUGUAGGAAAGGAACAUAAUGGGACAUCUUCAAAAGGAAAGAUUCUGCUUUUUAAAGGAUGCUUCUAUAGUGACAAGACUGCUCCCCAAAGAGUUCAUGAAUAACUUCCGCCUGGUGUACCACUGCCAGAAGUAACAAUUGCAGUGUAUCAGCAUUUUACAAUUUCACAUUGAGAUGAAGGCUUCAUUAAUGUCAAUCUGAAAUUUUUUCAAAAACUCAUUUUUCUCAUUAAAUAUUAAGCCAAUUGCUCCCUCCAAAAAGAGAAGAUAAGGUUACUCGUUAUUUUUGGAUGCCCUAGACUUUAAAGCAAUCUUGAGAAGGUUGAGCAUCAGAUCCUUAGGAAAAACAUGUUGCUGGUAAAUAAAGGAGACAAAUGAAACCCAGAUAGGGCAGUGAUUUGCCUGGGGUCACAGCGAAUCCUAGACCUCUGGUACCUUGCUUCCUACCACAGCCCCUCUCUGACGCUGUGCGGCCUCUGCUGGUAGUGUUGCGGGUGAUAUUGAAAUGCUUGCUAGAAGCCAGUGGAAAGAAAGGAGAAGUAAUAUACUCACUGUAUUGCUGUUGGACUAAAGUGAUUUUGAUACUGGAGCCUUACUAAAAACCUUGCCCUUACUUUCAUUUGUCCUUCAGUGAGCAUCAUGACAUAAAAGUCAAAUAUUUUAUAUCCCUUACAUAAAUUUUUUAAAAUUAAGGUCAAGAAGCAAAUGCCUAUUUCCAAAGCAAUUAGCUUAUCAUGUUAGACUGUGGUUUUACUCUUUUAUACUGUUUUUCCCCCUUUAGUGGGUAGGGGAAAAUAAUGCUUAUUUACUUGCAUUCUACCCCAUAGAGUCUCCCUCUCGUCCUCGGUGCCCUCACUAGUGUCCUAAAGCUUUGUCUUAACACAUGCACCAUUAAAUUUUUGUUAAAGCCCUUUUGGAACUGUUUUCAGUGAUUCUUCCAACAAGUUGAUCUGCUCUGCACUAUUUCACUAAUAAACCCUGGCUACCACGUAGCCCUUGACCUCCAAGCAGUUUACCUAUGCAAGACCUGUGACAUUCUGAACUCACUUUUUCUUAUUUCAGAAAGCCGUCCUAAGUGGAACUUAAUCAUAAAGAUAACCUUGCCUCCACCCGGUUUUAUUUUGGCCUUUUUCUUUUCAAAAUGUCAGCUAUUUUCCCCCAAGGUGUUUCACCAAAACAAUGAUCAUAAUGCUGGAAUAUAUCAUAUUUUGCAGGAAUAAAGUAACCCAGACAUACUCAUAUUUCUGUGGUAGAUUUUGGUUGGUAAUAGUUACCUGUAUUAAGUGGAGUAUAUAAUGAGUUAAUUCCUUGCCUAGAAUAAUUUCUUUCCUCAAAGAUUCAUAAGUAACCUUUUAUUUUUACAAAGCAUGCAUACAUACAUAUAACUUCCACAUUAUAGUCAGGGACCUGAGGUGUCACUUGCUAAGUGAACCCCAAGGUUAUUUUAUCUUGCAAAAGAAACUUAAACCAAACUAAGGGCCUUACAUUUAUGGUUAGACUGAAUCAAAAGCUAUAACCUCAAUUUUUCCCCAAAUAGCUUCUGACUGCAAACACAAGUCAUGCAGUUGUUAGGUAAGAAAUAGCACUGAUCAGGAAAUGCAUGUGCAACUUCGAAGACUGUGUUUCCUUCCGAAAAGACUUUUCUACUUUUAAUGUAAAUUAAGCCAUAACAGUUUCAUGCUGUGGAAAGAGGGUGAAAGGUUCAUUUGAAGAGAUUAUAUAAUAUGAAUUUUCACAUUACUGUGAAAUGUCUAACUUUGCCAGUGCUUCAGCAGGUGUUUUUUGUUUUUUGGUUUUUUGUUUUUGGAGGGGAUAGAGGGAAGUGAUAGGGGAGGAGUAGUAUUGAUUUUAGGGGUUUCCAAUCUGUGAAAUUUGAAAAGGGGACAGUUGUUGGCUAUGGUAUUUACUAGUUUUGUAGUAAUGUUUUGCUAGCUUGACUGACUUUCCUUAACUGAUUUUUAUGCCCAUGGUCCAAGGUGACUGGUACCCUUUCUUUGGGGUUUCUGCGGAGUAGUGUCUUGUCUUUUUGUAUAGGCGGGUCAGUGUGUGUGCACAUGUGUGUCCUUUGAAUACAGAAGCACACUGUGUGGCUACAGAGUGGGGUGUGGCUGGGAAGCGGGAUGCUGAAGCUUUAAAGAGCAUUUUUUUGGACUCAUAACAGUAUUUCCCAUCUUUUGCCUGCAGGCAGGGAAAGUGUACAGUAUUUAUUUUGCUUCUGUUUUAAAUUUGUAAGUCUUUAAAUAGUUUAAUUGGUUAUUAGAGGGAGGACAAGUAACUUGUUUAAAGUUGUAUUUGGUAUUCUUACUUUCCAAUUUCUGUAUUUUAAAAUAUUGAAAUUAAAAUUGUAUUACUUCUGUUUUGAUUUAUUUUAGCGCUCGGUGUAUUUUUGGCUUAUUUUGUUUGAAA
Molossus molossus (Pallas's mastiff bat) is the source of this 9310-nucleotide messenger RNA. It is a transcript of the gene KDM7A, whose product is annotated as lysine demethylase 7A. The coding region runs from base 16 to 2844 and encodes 942 amino acids. The record is from RefSeq and is a predicted model, not a curated record. The transcript has 20 exons. Gene Ontology annotation, biological process: protein demethylation; regulation of transcription by RNA polymerase II. NCBI's taxonomy places the organism in Eukaryota, Metazoa, Chordata, Mammalia, Chiroptera, Molossidae. Gene Ontology annotation, molecular function: transcription coregulator activity; histone demethylase activity.